Molecule: messenger RNA, 930 nt
Organism: Hippoglossus stenolepis (Pacific halibut)
Lineage: Eukaryota; Metazoa; Chordata; Actinopteri; Pleuronectiformes; Pleuronectidae
Product: OX-2 membrane glycoprotein-like
Exons: 5
Coding region: 169-930 (253 amino acids)
Molecular function (GO): cell-cell adhesion mediator activity
Source: RefSeq, a predicted model, not a curated record
ACUUCACUUCACACACAGGCGCUUUGUGAAAAUAACCAAUCUGCGACGAGUCUUCAACCGACCAGCAACACCUGGAUCUGGCUGUUGGAGGUGUGGCAGGUGUGGCAGGUGUGGCAGUUGGUGAUAAGACAUGAUGAACUGGACAGGCGGACAUAGUGUGAAGCAGAGAUGAGUCAACCUGCACUCACUCGUGUCCUCUUUGUGUUAGGACUCAUCCAGAAAGGUCUAACAUCUGUAAUCCAGUCUGUGGAGACUGUGGAGGAGGCAGUGGGAGAAGAUGCUCUCCUCAGCUGUCAGAUCCUACAGUCUGAAAAUGUGGUGCAUGUCACAUGGCAGAAACAGACACUGGAUGGGAGGACCAAUCUCGCCACCUCCAACAAUAUCUUUGGCUCCACGGUGAUCUCAGACUUCAGAGGCAAAGUGGAGGUCAUAGGUCGUGGACUGCACAACAGCUCCAUAGUGAUCAAGAAUGUGACGGAGGAGGAUGAAGGCUGCUACCUCUGCCUCUUCAUCACCAACCCUGCUGGAGCGCUCACUGGCAGAACCUGCAUCAGGGUCUAUGAGCUGCAUGAACCCGUUCUACACGUGAGGGAAUCAAAGACAACUGACGAGUUCGUGGUUUCCUGCUCCGCCACAGGACGACCUGCUCCAACUGUAACGCUCAACAUCACACAGCAAGACUUCGACUUCUCACAGAACAAAACUGCUGUGUUGAUCAACACAGACGGUACAUUCACUGUUACUGCCACAGCCGUGUUGGCAGGUUUCCAUGACGCUGGCACACGGGUUGGAUGUGCCGUGCAGGUGCUCUCCCGUCGUAAAGAGGCGUUUGUGGCGAUUCCUGACGUGAAAGUGACGCCUACCAAUGGUUUGAAUGAGGGAUCUGGAUCUGCUAGCAGACGCUUCUUCGGGACGUGGAUUGGGGAGUGA